AUGACUUCUACUACAAGCCAACUGGAAAAAAGCCUAAGAGAACUUCAGAUCUCAGAGUCUGACUCACAAGAAACCUCUACCGUGGUGCGAUGGGUGCCCUCGAAAUACAGCUCAGACGUAUCUCAGUAUGUUCUCGUAAGGCCUCCACGGGCUCCAUGCGGCAAUCGUCGGCUGUUUGGUUUUCCUAUUGUCAAGAGAGAAGUUUGGGACAUUGGGACAAUUGCUUUCAAGCAAAUUUGGCCAGACGAAACUUUACCAGACGACCAUUUCUUCAUCGCCAUGAAUUCCCUUACAUUCAUCGAGAUAUAUCUCAAGCUUCGCGUUUGUACCAUGGCACGUGCAAAGGUGGUUGGAGAUCCGAAGAAUAUCCCACCGGACUGUAUGUCGUCCGGAAAGGUGCUGUUGUUAGUAUUGUGGAGGGAUACAGAAUCCGAUGAGGCCUGUCCAACGCCGAGUCAAGUGCAUUCCCUGGAGGUGAAGCUUAAGCGCUCACCGGGAUGGUGGGUAGAAGUCCCAGUGUUCUUCUGCUGCUACGUGUGCUGGUCUCGAGUGCAACUUACAAUUUCAUUCUCUGCACUGCACACUAACUUUGGCCAGCUCACGUCCGAACAUUUCUUGACAAAUGUUGCAAGGUUCGAUGGACACGGAACAGACGCUGGAACCAGCUGGCAUGACCUCAUACGCGAACGAGAAUGUCGUGCUCGCGCUUCAGCCAGGCUUCAAAUGGUGAUAACAGUCAGCGCCUUGUCACUGAUUUUCACUGCAGCAAUUCACAUUAUCAGUAUUGUAGCUGCCAAAGGUCUCUUGAUCAUUCGUACAUAUGCGUUCUGGCAGAAGAACAAUAAGCUCUUGGCAGUGUUGCUGGUCUGGUCAUGUGUGCUCAUCCUUAUCAUUUGCAUCGCGUGUGCUUAUCACAAGCAAACCCUCCCCCUUCAGACGACAACUUUGUUUUUCAAGAUCCCCCCACAAGCAACUGUACUUUUGAAGCGGGUCGCAGCAGUGCCAUUCAAUAUUAUGGCUUUCUCGUGGCCUUCGAACUGGGGAUAUCAAGACUACAGGGAUUCCGACAGCCCUCUAGUGAGAGCCGUCUUCCAGGGCAGGGUGCGAUUUACAGUCCCAGCGUGGUGGGACAAGAAGCUCGACACUAUUGUCAACAACUAA
Suillus bovinus is the source of this 1161-nucleotide messenger RNA. RefSeq lists its product as uncharacterized. NCBI's taxonomy places the organism in Eukaryota, Fungi, Basidiomycota, Agaricomycetes, Boletales, Suillaceae. The coding region runs from base 1 to 1161 and encodes 386 amino acids. The record is from RefSeq and is a predicted model, not a curated record. The transcript has 14 exons.